ACCACAAGGCAUCGGGUUAUAAUGGUCCUGGUGAUCCUCCUAGUCUUGAAGUUCCUUCUAUUGCUCCUCCUUACAGGUCUGGUUUUGCACUAUAAAAGCAUGGCAGAGGACGGGUCACAUCCGAAAAAUAAUAACGGCUCUCCCGGUGCAAUUUGUGGUAUAGACUGGACAUGUCAUGAGUCCAGCUGCUACUACUUUUCCUUUCGUAUAAUGACGUGGAUGAUGGCCCAGAAAGAUUGUGAGGACAUGGGGGCUCACCUGCUGGUCAUUAAUUCCAAGGAGGAGACGAUUUUUAUAGAAAAGUUAUCCUAUGGCAUGCUCGUAUGGAUCGGUCUUACUGACAGGAAUGGAACCUGGAAAUGGGUGGAUGGGACUUCCUACGCCUCAACUGAUAAGUUUUGGCAUUUGACUCAGCCUGAUAAUUGGAAUGGGCAUGAGAACGGAGAAGGGGAACAUUGUGCCACGAUAACACCGUAUAGAAAAUGGAAUGAUGACAAUUGUUCCCGGAGAAUCCCAUACAUCUGUGAGAAGAAACUUUCCUGACCUGGACAUCAAAGAAGACCAGAUUUCUAUCUGCUAAUCAUUCAUCUUCCUCAACUAGACUAUAGCAGAAACUAUCCUGACCUGGACUUUGGAGAAGACCAGACCUGCAACUGCUAACUAUUCCUCUUCAUCUACCAGAAUAUAUCCUGACCGGGACAUCAGAGAAGACCAAAUCUUCAUCUGCUCAUAAAUAUUCCUCAUGUACCAGAUUAUAAUAAAACAUAUCCAUCUGCUAAUUAUUCCCUUUCUCCCACCAGACUAUAGAAAAAAUAUCCUGACCUGAACAUUGGAGAAGCCAAGAUCUCCAUCUGCUAACUCUUCCCCUUCCUCAACCAAAUUAUAAAUUAAAUUAUCCUCACCUAGACCUUGGAGAAGACCAGAUCUCCAUCUGUUAGUCAUUCUUCUUUAUCUACCAGACUAUAGAAGAAAAUAUCCGGACAUAGACAUAAGAGAAUAAUAGAUCUCCAUCUAUGAAUCAUUCCUCUUCCUCCACCAGACGAUAAAAGAAAAAUAACCAGACCUGGGCAUCACGGAAGGUCUCCAUCUACUUAUCAUUCUUCUUGCUCUACCAAGCUAUAGAAGAAAAUAUUCUGACCUUAACAUCAGAGAAGACCAGAUCUCCAUCUGCUAAGUCAAUGUUUUUUAUCCACCAGGAUUAGAUUGUGCCACAAUAAUACUUAUCAGAAAACAGGAUGAUAACUGUUCACAGAAAAUCCCAUACACCUGAGAAGAAGCUAUCUUGACCUGGACAUUGGAGAAGACCAGAUCUCUAUUUGCUAAUCAUUCCUCUUAGUCAACCAGACUACAGAAGAAAAUAUCCUGACCUAGACAUUGGAGAAGACCAGUUAUUCAACUGCUAAUCAUUCCUCUUUAUCUACCAGACUACAGCAGUAUAUAUCCUGACCAGGAUAUCAGAGAAGACCAAAUCUCUAUCUGAUCAUAAAUAUUCUUCAUCUACCAAACUAAUAAAAAAUGGCCUGACCUGGACAUCAGAGCAGGGCAGUUUGAAGGAAUUUGGGGGCCCCAAGCAAAUUGGACAUGGAGGCCCACCAACCCUCCCCGCACGCAAAGCCUACAUGAACCACAGCAUAGACACUAAGCAGUCACAAAUAUGUCAUCUUCCUGCUCUUCUCUGGACCCAUGUGAAAGGGGCUUAAGGCUUCAUUCACAUGUGCAGCUGGGGGAUGGUAAAACCAGGCCCUUGAGCCUGCUAGUCUGUCUGCUCAGAGCUGUACCAAUGCCAUGGCAAAAAUUAAAUAGCAUGUCACAUUAGGUGGGCGUUAC
This is a messenger RNA of Rana temporaria (common frog), 1827 nucleotides long. RefSeq names its product C-type lectin domain family 10 member A-like. Lineage: Eukaryota; Metazoa; Chordata; Amphibia; Anura; Ranidae. Bases 22 to 543 code for a protein of 173 amino acids. The record is from RefSeq and is a predicted model, not a curated record. Gene Ontology annotation, cellular component: external side of plasma membrane. Gene Ontology annotation, molecular function: D-mannose binding; fucose binding. Gene Ontology annotation, biological process: biological process involved in interspecies interaction between organisms. The transcript is spliced from 5 exons.